Messenger RNA from Funneliformis caledonium, 405 nucleotides. Lineage: Eukaryota; Fungi; Glomeromycota; Glomeromycetes; Glomerales; Glomeraceae. The record is from the annotation of a GenBank genome assembly.
AUGUCUCAAGAGGAAUGUAAUAUCACUUCCGCUAUUAUUGGUAAAACUCUCAAGAUUAAAGAGAACAUCACUCGCAUUCAACAUUUCACAGCUCAGCAUGAUGAUUCGAAGGACGCUUUUAGAGCCUUUGAGCUUGAGCUGAAGUAUGACAUCUCCAAGGUAAAUAUACCAAGGGAAGACCUCGCCGCCAAUUGCCUGGAGCAGACACGAGGAACUUCUCGCCGCCAAUUGCCUGGAGCAGACAUGAAGCAAGGCAUUUCCUUGGUAAAUAUACCAGGGGAAGUCCUCAUCGCCGAGGAACUUUGGCAUAGUUGCACCCUCGUUGUCCACCAGCUUGCUGAUCAAGUAGUUAUUUUUAUCGAUCAAAACCGAUCAGAAAAGACGCGACGUGUCACAAAAACGUAG